AUGGCGUCCGCCUCGGCGUUCACGAUCAACUUCGUCAACAAGUGCUCUUACGAUGUCUGGGCGGCUGUCGGCGCUGCCCCCAACGGCCAGCCUGACCCCUCCAUUGCCUGGGGCCAGAAGCUCGGCGCUGGUGCCACUGCCAGCACUGGUGUCGACGACCACGCUCUCGGUGUCCGCGCUUGGGGCCGUACCGGCUGUGACGGCAACGGCGCUAACUGCCAGACUGGUGCCUGCAACGGCGGCCUCGUCUGCAACGACGCUGGUAUCACUGCCGCGGCCAUCUACUCCGAGUACGGCUACGGCGACCAGGGCCAGUGGGGCGGCGAGCUCACCUCCUGGGACCUCUCCUACGUCGGUGGCCACGUCAACAUCCCCACCAGCCUCUCGUCUUCGGACGGCAAGAGCGUCUCCUGCGCGGCGGACGGCUGCCCGACCGACCAGGCCUACCAGAACCCCGACGACCACGCGGCCGUCCGCCAGUCCGCCCUCGGCGCGACCUACACCCACACUUUCUGCCCUUAA
Schizophyllum commune H4-8 is the source of this 522-nucleotide messenger RNA. Its product is annotated as Osmotin, thaumatin-like protein. Bases 1 to 522 code for a protein of 173 amino acids. The transcript has 4 exons. NCBI's taxonomy places the organism in Eukaryota, Fungi, Basidiomycota, Agaricomycetes, Agaricales, Schizophyllaceae. The record is from RefSeq and is a predicted model, not a curated record.